GACGGCCGUAAUCACUUCUUGGCCUCUUUGCGCCAGUAUCAUUCGAUAAUAUCGUAAUCAAUGGAGCGUGUCCAUUGAAAUAACAAAUAAUUGCUCAAUUUUCAGCAGUUUUUAAACUUUUUAAUCACAGGAAGUCACUCACCAGAGAAAUUCACUGCUUUAAGAUGGCCGCCGGUGUUUUGUCUAUGGCUACUCGCCCGCAGCCAAUCAGAGCCGCCGUUUGUGUUGACUUGAGAGCUGAUCCUAGAACAGCAAUAGAGGCGAGAGCGCAGCCAAGGAGCGAAGUAGCCGUCAACUAACAGGAAAAUAAGCCACUUGUUGCCAAGCAGUGAGCGGAGGUUGUCGGAUUUAUUUUCAUCACCUCUCCGCCUCCUCCAGGAAGUUGAAUGUCUGCAUCACUGUUGUCUCCUUGGCCAUGUGGACGCAUAAUCAUCAUCCUCUUGACCUUCUUACCACAGCUCUUUGCCGUCCGAUUAAUCAACUGCACGCACCCUCUGGUGCCCGAACAUGGAGGCUUCCGCUGUGAGCCAUCCCCCUGCCGAGGUUUCCCCCACAAGAGUUCUGUGCAUCUGUUCUGCGAGGAUGGCUAUCACAUUGCCAAGUCUCCUGUGUCCUCGUGCCAUCAUGGCAGUUGGAAGCCGCCUAUUCCUGCCUGCGUUCGCAUUAGAGGGGGUGGUCGUGUCAACGGCAACAGCGGGGCAGACUUUUCCAUGCCCAACGUAGCCACGACGGCUGUGGGCGUGUCCAUAUUCCUGCUCACCACCACCGCCUGCUUGGUGGUCAAGUCCCGCCUCUGCCCUUGCCAAUCAGACAGGCGCCGGUCCUCAGACCAGCUGGACCUGAUGGCUGAGGGACUUCCUGUCUCGCUGCCCUCCUACGAGGAGGCGAUGUAUGGCAGCUGGGGUCAACCCCUUCCCUCUUCCCACUCACCCGUUCCGGGACCCAUCCAACUCCUGCUGGCCCGUGAACCGCCCGGCGACCAAUCCAGCUUUGAUAAUCCCCCGCCCCCUUAUGAGGAGACCCAAUCACCAACAAGCGACAACAGACGGCCUCUGUCGGACGAUAAGGAUUUUUGAAAGACAAAAUGUGAGUUGAAUUUGAUUGACGGCAGACGGAUGUGACAACUAGGCACUUUUUUUCCUUCUCUUUCGGUUGGACUCAGCAUCAAAGCUGAUUGGCCAGUUUGCACACGUCUGAUGUACUUUAUGAUCGACUGUGUGCAUGAGCGUAAUGCUGUCAUAGAAACCUACGUGUUGUCAUGGCAACCAAUCAUUCUUAGACGGGUUUUAUGAUAUUAUUUUAACAAUGUAUUAAUAUUGUCGAUUCAACUGAAGAAGUGCAGUGGAAACUCUCAGAUCCAAUGUGGAAUGUUGAUUAAAACAAACAAGGCUUGAAUUUCUCAUUUGAAACCUUAGUGACUUGAGAGGUUCCACUGAAACCAAGAACAGAAUAUUCUAAUAAGCUUAUGAAAUGCUAUUUAUAUGAGGUAGAUCAACUUGCACACCUGAAAUGUAUUUUCUUUCUAUUUUAUAAUGGGUGCCAUAAUGUUAUUUAAUUGAUAUUAUGUAAUAAAUACUAUGAUUUUUUUUUUUUUAAACAGCUGUUUUUUUACCCCUAUGUGUCAUUUUCCAUCUGACGUUUUAGUUUCACUAAGCGGAAUUUGCCACCCAGCAGGAAACCAGAAACCAAGAUGUUUUUUGAUUACUGUAUAGAGACAGUCAUUCAGAGCAAGUUAUUUUUAAAGUGAUAGACUGUAAUUGUAUAAAUGGUCAUUGUGUCUUAAUAAACAGAAGAUAAACUCCCCAAACCUCAAGAAAGUAUGAAUGACGUUCAUAAUCAUACCGGGAAUUGCUCAAAUCUGAACAGGAACAAGGAGGAAACAGCACCUUCACUUUAUUCACAGUUGUGAAUGGAACAAAAGUCAAUGAGCCUUUGUUAGUCCCCGAAUGGGGAAAUACUUUUACAGCAGCAAAGAUAAAAAUGGCUGGCAAUACUUGUGUAUUUAAUAUGAAUUAAAUUGGGGGGGGUGACUAUGUGCCCUAUGUUUCAUUAUGAAAUAUGUCUAACGGUUGGGUUAGCAAGCCCAAACUGUUGCCAUGUAAAACAUUUAAUACUCCUCAGGUGAUGCUUUGAUUAACAUUUUAAAAUUCUGUACUUGCUAUCCAAGUAAAAAUAGUUCACCACUUUCCAAUACAAUUCAAAUAGAAUGAGAAUGAUCCUCACCCACAGUCUGAAGGUUGCUUCUGGUCCAGCACUUCAACAUUGCACAAUGGCAUUCAAAGGGCAACCGGACACAUCACACCACUGGGACAGAUGGAAUUCUCUGAAUUCCUGCCACAGGUCCCUUACUUCGCGAGGCAACUCAUUCAAAACUGUUAGGUGAGGAGUCGCUGCAAAGACACUUUUUUGGGCUAUAAAAGGACACCUCACAUGAUUGAGGAAUGUCUGUAAAAUGAGAACAUAUGAAGUAUGAACAUUAUUUAAAACCAUCAGAUUUUGUUGUUAUUCAAUCAUCAACCUACCGUAUUUUACGGUUCAAUGGUUGGGGAUCAUCAUUCAUCUUACAAUUGGCUUAAUCAUAAACAGCACUACUCAAUAGUUCACGAGGAUGAGUUUAGAUUGCUUUGAGGAAUUUUGAAUUGCUCAACAUGCGGGCAAAACAGAAUGGCUUUAAGAAUAUGGUUCUUGGAGUAAUGCAAAUACAGAUUGAAAGUUCAUGAUGCACAGCAGUAUUUUGAGCCCUGAAAUGUGCCCUUUUGUGCCAGCAUGACCCAUGAAUUAUGUUCUACAACAUAAAUUAGCUAGAAACUGAACUACACAUUUAAAACGUUAUAUUGCUUCACUCCCCAAUUGUCAUCACAAUAUCACUGCCCAGUCGAAAAAAAGGUUGUGCUGUAUGUAAUGUUUGUAACCAAGAAAUCAAGGAAAGCUGCACUGCUACAGCCAGGGACAUUUCCGUCAGAAAAAUGAAUAUAAACUUUCCUCGCCUAAUAAAUCAUUCAGUUGUGCCAAAAUUCAAAAGCAAUGCCUGUUUCUUUACAUUUCUUUCUUUAUUUUUUUAACUUGUCAGAAAGAUAGUUAAAAAUUAGAAAGUCUUCUCCAUCAAAUGAGAGGAUUGGUGGACAGAAAGAUGAGCCAUUGAGUGAGGCUGCCGUCAGGAUUUAGAGGCUGAAAAAGAAGGAGUGGGAGGAAAAAAAUAUAUUGCUGUUGCUGUUGUAGAGUUGCUGUUGAUCCUAAUGGUUAUGGCUGAAAAUUGCUGCUAAAAAUGGCUCUGAAUGGCUGUGGCAAGAUCGGUGCUAAUAAUUGAUGCUCAUAAUGACUGAGCAUCAUACCUGCAGUGUGUCGAUGUUCAGUGGUAUUCCGUCUCUUUGUACACCUCGCAGAUGCACGGCUCCGCUGUCGGGGUAUCCUUCCUGCACCUCCAGGUGGCACAGAAUUGACGCAGACUUGAGGUACACCAGCAAACGCUGAGCGGGAUGCCAGUCGAUAGCAAAGCUAGAUAAGGAAGCAGGAGUGUCAAUGUGAGGCCACGGAAGAUGGACAGGGCUGCUGGGCUUAGUUUACCUGGUUCUCAGGCUCUGGAUCUCAGCCAAGAGGUCAGCCUGUCCCACGUAGUUGUGUACCGCGUCCAGCAGGACGGCACUGAGUUCGGUGCAGCGCCCCGACGCGUCUUCCGGUAUCUGCGACGCCGACCUCGCCUGAUAACAUGACAGGAAUUCAUGCUCACAAGUCGACAUUUACUCACAGUAUAAUCCCUAAAAUAGGAUUGUGUGAUUGUUAUGGGAUAUGUUAUAUCGUAUGUUAUUUAUUAUAAAAAUGUUUACCGGAUCAACCUCGAGAGUGAAACGGUCGUCUGGGCUCCAGAUGACUGAUAGCUUCAGCGGCUCCAGCUGAUUGGACAGCGGAUUUGUGUUGGCGAGAAGGCGUGGCUUCAACUCUAGGGUCACCUCCGUUUCGUUAAAGGACAGCAGGUUGACGUGUGCCACCUCGCGGACGGCCGCUGCGUAUAUCUGGAAGCUGACGUUACCGCUCUGAUUACUUUUAGUGACUCUUUUCUCGUGACCUUAUAACACUCACGCCUCUUUGGAACACUGCCAGCCAUCAACACGCCCAAUCUCCGCCCCCAGCUGCGCCCUCAGACGAUUUAGCUGACCAUCACAUGUCUGCAAUGCUUUAAGUUUCUUUUCCACAUGUGUCUGCAUGUCCUCACUCUGCUGCUUCUGAAAUACACACACAACGUUGUCUAUGUGUGUGCACCUGGACGAUAUUGUAUUAAUGCAAAAUCUGAAUGUCAUUUAAGAAAAGUGGUCACUACAGUGGACAGCUAUUCAAAAGUUGACAUUUAAAGCAACACUACAUAACUUUACAGCCUUUAUAAAAUAUUUUCAUAACCUUUGUGAUGAUAUGUUGACUGACAACUAGUUGAAAGACACCUCUUUUAUAUCUUUAGGGGGGAUUUUUUUUUUUUUUACCGGCACUAAUUAACUUGGAGGAGGGUGGCAGGAACCCUGCCACACAUAAAAACUAUAAAUGUGCUGACUGCUUUACAUCAUACAUCACUUCCCUCUUUCCAUAUUUGUUAUAAAGACAGAAGUUGAUGCGAACGCUUUCGCACAAAUUCUGCAAAGAUGGAAGUGCAAAAGUUUUGUCAGAGGAGAGCAAAGAAAAAAAAAAAAAAAGACCAGGAAGGCCACCUCAAUUAACUCAUUCACUCCCAAACAUUUUCACCAGAGCAAGGCCCUUCGCUCCUGGCCGUUUUUCUGGAUUUUGACUGAUUUUGCAAGGCCCACAGAAAAUUCUGUUCUAUUGCUAUGUAAACAUGGAACCCACCAAAUGAAAGAUUAGACUCUCUUCUUUUAGCAGGAAAAAAAAGUAAGUUCAUAUCUUUUUCCAUUCUUUAGAAAUCAGCAUUAGAAAAUAGCUUAGUUUAAGCAAUUUUCCAAUUUCUGAUGAAAAAACAGACAAAAUGAGCUUUUUGUAAACGCAUACAUUUCAAACAUAACUUUAACACAGCCAUUUUUUGCAUUAGUUACAUCCCAAACAUCUGAAUGUUUUCCUUUUACAAAAUAUCAUAAUGAACAAGACAAAUAGAGCUUUUGAUAGCAAAGUAACAAUUUGUUUACACAUGACUACUGAGAGAUGACGCCUGUUAUCGCUGAGAUGACGCCGUUGUCACCGCGUCUACUGUGUAAACUUUUCCCUCAUUGUUGUCUGUCUCACAAAGAUGGAAUAUUUUUUAAUCUCUGCGGGGUCUGCUUGGCGAGCCCGCUGCACGGUGGUCUCAGUCAUUUUGCUCCGUCGUCCAGCGUCUGGCAUUCCAGGUGUCCUCUCGGUUGUUUUGUUCGGUCGUCCGCCGCCUGGCAUACUGCCGCCAGCGCUCCGACUGUACUGCCCGGCCUUUCAUUGCUGUUGAAUCAGGUUGCGGGUCUUUACAAAAUGCGCUACUGCCCUCCAGUGGCCAGUUUUAUUGCUUUAAAAUGGGUUUGGAGCCUUGUUUUUUGUUUCUCAGAUAGAUCGCAAGCUCUAGAUUCUU
This is a messenger RNA of Corythoichthys intestinalis (scribbled pipefish), 5533 nucleotides long. RefSeq lists its product as uncharacterized. The transcript has 5 exons. The record is from RefSeq and is a predicted model, not a curated record. NCBI's taxonomy places the organism in Eukaryota, Metazoa, Chordata, Actinopteri, Syngnathiformes, Syngnathidae. Bases 387 to 1076 code for a protein of 229 amino acids. Gene Ontology annotation, biological process: DNA damage response.